Molecule: messenger RNA, 654 nt
Organism: Solanum verrucosum
Lineage: Eukaryota; Viridiplantae; Streptophyta; Magnoliopsida; Solanales; Solanaceae
Product: protein SHOOT GRAVITROPISM 6-like
Exons: 8
Coding region: 1-654 (217 amino acids)
Cellular component (GO): cytoplasm
Source: RefSeq, a predicted model, not a curated record
AUGAUGAAGGCACCUAGCAGUGAUGGCUUUGGUCCCCUAUUAGAACAGAUGGUGCAAGCACUUUGUCGGCAUGUAUCGGAUGAUUCUCCUACUGUUAGGCGCCUCUGUCUAAGAGGGCUUGUCCAGUAUACUACUCAAAUCCUAGGGGUGAUAUUAGCUUUGAUCGAUGACUCAGAUGAGUCGGUUCUUGAGUCCUCAUCCACGGAUGCGGUUGAACCUGUUCUCCUGAACCUUUCUAUACGGCUUCAGAAUCUCCAAGAGUGCAUGAAUGAGAAGAUACGCGCCAAUGCUUAUGCUGCAUUUGGAGCACUGAGCACUUAUGGAACUGGGCCUCAACGAGACUCUUUUCUUGAGCAGGCUCAUGCUGCUUUCCCACGGAUUGUUUUACAUCUUCAUGAGGAUGAUCAUAGUGUGAGACAAGCUUGCCGAAACACUUUGAAACCCAUUGCUCCCUUGAUGGAAAUUGAUGGAAUAACUGUUGUUUUCAACACUCAUUGGUUUAGUUCGGACCAUCGAGGCGACUAUGAAGACUUUCUUCGAGAACUUGCAAGGCAACUAACUCAAAAUCUUGCUGCCCGAGUAGAUAGGUACAUGACAUCAAUAAUACAGAUUUUGGAUGCUGAAAUUUGCAAAAAGCCGAUGUUAAACAUGUAG